AUGGUGAACCCAAACGCGCAAAGGAAAGACACUGUGAACGUUGUCAUCAAUGCCAUCUACUUCAAGGGCAACUGGCGGGAUCCCUUCAGGAAGGAGAUCACCAUUGACCACGAGUUCCAUCGCCUUGAUGGAAGCACCAUCGAUGUGCCUUUCAUGCAGAACUGGUGCGACCAGCAAAUCGCCUGCUAUGACGGAUUCAAGGUGCUCAAACUGCCGUACAAGUCGAUGGACGUGGACAGGUCCUCACCGGAUUUCGACUGGAUGCAGCUGAAGAGUAUCCCCAAGUUCUCCAUGUGCAUCUUCCUCCCCGACACCCGCGACGGCCUGCAGAGCCUAAUUGAGAAGAUGACCUCAUCGCCGAAGUUCCUCCACAACCACCUGCCUCUGAUGUUCGUCCCUGUCAAUGAGUUCCGGCUGCCACGGUUCAAGCUGACCUUUGGCGGUGGCAUCGUUGAAGACCUCAAGAGCUUGGGCCUGAUCUUACCGUUCCACCCAUUAACAGCGAGUAUGUCAGAGAUCACGGAGGUUGACACUACUGAUGAUGGGCCAAUAUAUGUGAGUGAGGUCAUCCACAAGGCGGUGAUCGAUGUGAAUGAGGAAGGCUGUGAGGCAGCUGCCGCCACCGAGUCGGAUGACGACAUGGGGUUCUCGUUGGACUAUGAGCCGCCCAAGCAGGUGGACUUCGUCGCCGACCACCCAUUUGCAUUCUUCAUCAUCGAGGAGACAUCAGGCAGCGUCGUAUUUGCCGGGCAUGUCCUCGACCCAUCUAGGGAGUGAAGGAUGAGCAACUGCACGUUGUUAAGAUGUCUUAAUCAAAUAGAAGGACAGAGGCAUAUCUGUGAUUUUAGUAGUA
Molecule: messenger RNA, 853 nt
Organism: Panicum virgatum (switchgrass)
Lineage: Eukaryota; Viridiplantae; Streptophyta; Magnoliopsida; Poales; Poaceae
Product: putative serpin-Z5
Exons: 1
Coding region: 1-777 (258 amino acids)
Molecular function (GO): serine-type endopeptidase inhibitor activity
Source: RefSeq, a predicted model, not a curated record